UAAUUAUUUCUUUCAAGGUUACCAAGUCAAAAUUUUGCUCUGACCUAAGCUUUGACAUUUAACAACCACCUCUUUGGUGAAAUGAAGUGUAUCAUUUUUUCUUUCCUUCAUCACCUAGCUCCACCUUUUGUAUGAUACAGAACAAUUUAUCUUUUGAUUUAAACAGAACAAUUUUUUAGGCACCAUGUUUAUAAGUGAUGUGAAUCACCAAAGAAUCAAAACAAAUGGAAUAUAUAUACACAUAGCAGAAAAAGGAACAGGACCACUUGUUCUUUUGCUUCAUGGUUUCCCAGAAAUAUGGUAUGCUUGGAGACACCAACUCAACUACUUGUCACAACAUGGUUAUCAUGCUGUUGCACCUGAUUUAAGAGGAUAUGGUGACUCUGAUUCUCCUCUAAAUCCUAAUUCCUACACUCUUCAUCACAUCGUUGGUGAUCUUAUUGGUCUUCUUGAUCAUUUUGGUCAACAACAGGCAUAUGUAGUUGGAUCUGAUUGGGGAGCAAACAUUGGAUGGCACCUAAGUCUAUUUAGGCCUGAUAGAGUGAAGGGAUUUGUUGCUCUAGGUGUUCCUUACUUUCCAAGGUCUCCAACAGAUAAAACUGUUGAAACUAUAAGAAAAAUAUAUGGAGAUGGAACUCAUGUUUACCAAUUCCAGGAACCAGGUCGCGCAGAGAGAGCUUUUGCUAGAUAUGAUUUCUUGACAGUAAUGAAGAAAUUUUUACUCAUUACUAGGACACAUUUUAUAGCAGCUCCUUCUGGCAUGGAGAUUAUUGAUUUCUUGCCAACUCCUUCGGUUUUGCCGUCGUGGAUAACUGAGGAAGAACUCGUGGUCUUUGCAGACAAAUUCCAAGAAUCUGGUUUCACAGGCGCAUUCAAUUACUACCGCGCAAUGGACUUAAACUGGGAGCUUCUAGCACCAUGGCAAGGAUCAAAGAUAACAGUUCCAACUAAAUUUAUUGCUGGAGACAAAGAUGUUGGUUUUCAAAAUGGUACAAAAGAUUUUGUGGAAGGUGAUAUUUUCAAGAGUCUUGUUCCUAACCUCGAAGUGGUUAUACUAGAUGGCCAUCACUAUAUACAUCAAGAGAAAGAUCAACAAGUUUCAGAGGAAAUCCUUUCCUUCAUCAGUAAAUUAUCUUUGGAUUAGGCAAUCUUCAACAGUUUGAGACAUUCAAUUUAUAAGUAUUGUUAAUCCCUUUGUUUUAGUUUGUGGUACAGAAGCAGAACUAUUUCUUAUUAAGACAAGUUAUAUGCAAUGUUUUAUGUGUUGUUUUUACA
Trifolium pratense (red clover) is the source of this 1275-nucleotide messenger RNA. RefSeq names its product epoxide hydrolase A. NCBI's taxonomy places the organism in Eukaryota, Viridiplantae, Streptophyta, Magnoliopsida, Fabales, Fabaceae. Gene Ontology annotation, molecular function: hydrolase activity. The record is from RefSeq and is a predicted model, not a curated record. The transcript has 4 exons. Bases 185 to 1144 code for a protein of 319 amino acids.